Messenger RNA from Dalotia coriaria, 675 nucleotides. RefSeq names its product inosine triphosphate pyrophosphatase. Gene Ontology annotation, biological process: nucleoside triphosphate catabolic process. Lineage: Eukaryota; Metazoa; Arthropoda; Insecta; Coleoptera; Staphylinidae. Gene Ontology annotation, molecular function: nucleoside triphosphate diphosphatase activity. The coding region runs from base 1 to 618 and encodes 205 amino acids. Gene Ontology annotation, cellular component: cytoplasm. The record is from RefSeq and is a predicted model, not a curated record. The transcript has a single exon.
AUGGCACGUCCAAUAACAUUCGUAACAGGCAACGCAAAGAAACUUGAAGAAGUCAUACAAAUCCUAGGUAACAAAUUUCCCUACCCACUGACUAAUAAGAAAGUAGAUCUUCCUGAACUGCAAGGAGAAGUUGAUGAAAUUUCAAGAAGCAAAUGUCUCCAAGCAGCCAAAAUAAUCCAAGGACCAGUCAUAAUUGAAGACACAUGCCUAUGUUUCAAUGCAAUGAAAGGCCUGCCAGGUCCUUACAUAAAAUGGUUCCUUGACAAAUUGGGUCCAGAAGGAUUGCACACAAUGCUGGCAGGUUUUGAGGAUAAAACAGCUGAAGCAGUGUGCACAUUUGCUUUCUACAGUGGAGAAGCAGGAGAUGAAGUACAGAUAUUCAAAGGUAUAACCAAAGGAAGUAUUGUUUCACCAAGGGGACCAAGAGAUUUUGGAUGGGAUCCAUGUUUUCAACCUGAGGGCUUUGAACAAACUUAUGCAGAGAUGCCAAAAGAAGAGAAAAAUAAGAUUUCACAUAGACACAAAGCUUUGAGUAUGUUACAAGAGUAUUUUGUUCAGAAAAGUGAAAAAGAAACAGAUUCUGCAGUUGUUUGUAAGAAAACUAAAGUAGAAGUUUAAAUUUUGUUCAAAAUAAUUGAGAAUAUUAUAAAUAAACUUGUUACCAACUGAUAAUAA